This is a messenger RNA of Galeopterus variegatus (Sunda flying lemur), 1751 nucleotides long. RefSeq names its product lipase maturation factor 1 (gene LMF1). Lineage: Eukaryota; Metazoa; Chordata; Mammalia; Dermoptera; Cynocephalidae. Gene Ontology annotation, cellular component: endoplasmic reticulum membrane. Bases 1 to 1707 code for a protein of 568 amino acids. The record is from RefSeq and is a predicted model, not a curated record. Gene Ontology annotation, biological process: protein maturation. The transcript is spliced from 11 exons.
AUGGCUGCGCCCGAGGAGUCGCUGAGGAAGCGGAAAACCGGAGACUUGGACCCCGGGCCCGGGUCGCUGCCCGCGCCGGAGCGCGAUCCCGCGGGCUGCCCGGCCCGCCUCUGCGUGGGCACCUUCUGGCUGACCAGGAUCGUGCUCCUGAAGGCCCUAGCUUUUAUUUACUUUGUGGCAUUCUUGGUGGCCUUCCAUCAGAACAAGCAGCUGAUUGGAGACACAGGGCUGCUGCCUUGCAGAGCGUACCUGAGGAGCAUCCAGAAGUACUUUCAUGGGAGGGUGGGCUGGGAUGCCCUGGCCUAUGCCCCAACUGUCAUCUGGCUGAUGGACUGGUCAGACAUGAACUCCAACCUGGACUUCCUUGCUCUGCUUGGACUGGGCAUCUCAUCCUUCAUCCUGAUAACUGGCUGUGCCAAUAUGGUCCUCAUGGCUGCUCUCUGGGUCCUCUACAUGUCCCUGGUCAACGUCGGACAGGUCUGGUAUUCUUUUGGGUGGGAGUCGCAGCUGCUGGAAACGGGCUUCCUGGGGGUCUUUCUGUGCCCUCUGUGGACUCUGUCUCGGUUACCCAGACACACCCCCACGUCCCGGAUCGUCCUGUGGGGUUUUCGGUGGCUGAUUUUCAGGAUCAUGCUCGGAGCUGGCCUGAUCAAGAUCCGGGGGGACCGGUGCUGGCGAGACCUCACCUGCAUGGACUUCCACUACGAGACGCAGCCGGUGCCCAACCCCAUGGCCUAUUACCUGCACAGGUCGCCCUGGUGGUUCCACCGCUUCGAGACGUUCAGCAACCACUUUCUCGAGCUCCUGGUGCCCUUCUUCCUCUUCCUGGGACGAAGGAUGUGCAUCCUGCACGGCGUGCUGCAGAUCCUGUUCCAGGUGGUCCUCGUCAUCAGUGGGAACCUGAGCUUCCUGAACUGGCUGACCAUGGUGCCUAGCCUGGCCUGCUUCGAUGACGCCGCUCUGGGAUUCCUGUUUCCCUCCGGGCCAGGCAGCCUAAAGGAUGAAGUUCUGAGAAUGCAGAGGGAGGAAACCCAAGGGCACCGGCCCAUGCCAACAUACGGCUGUGUGGUACGGCGGAUGGUCAACCUCUCACUGGGCAUCCUUGUGACCUGGCUCAGUGUCCCCGUCAUCAUCAACCUGCUGAGUUCCCAGCAGGUCAUGAACGUCUCCUUCAACCCACUCAGAAUCGUCAACACUUAUGGGGCCUUUGGAAGCAUCACCAAGGAGCGGACGGAGGUGAUCCUGCAGGGCACGGCCAGCCCCAAUGCCAGUGCACCCAAUGCUGUGUGGAAGGACUACGAGUUCAAGUGCAAGCCGGGCGACCCCAGCAGGCGGCCCUGCCUCAUCUCCCCCUACCACUACCGCCUCGACUGGCUCAUGUGGUUCGCAGCAUUCCAGACCUAUGAGCACCACGAAUGGAUCAUCCACCUGGCGGGCAAGCUCCUAGCCAACGACCCCGAGGCCCUGUCCCUGCUCAGGCUCAACCCCUUCGCAGGCAGGGCUCCCCCUAGGUGGGUCCGAGGAGAGCACUACAGGUACAAGUUCAGCCAGCCCGGGGGGAAGCACGCAGCAGAGGGCAGGUGGUGGGUCCGGAGGAGGAUUGGCCCCUACUUCCCCCCGCUCCGUCUGGAGGACCUGAGGAGUUACUUUAGGUCACGGGAGUGGCCUUAUGUGGAAACCAAUGCAGACACUGGGCGUGUACCAUGAAAUAAAGGCCAGAAGACCCCCAGCCCGGGCUGCUCUGAGUGAAA